UCGUAGUUAUAUACAAAACCCACUUGUUUUUUUUAAUAAAUUAGUAUCUAUUCAGAAUUUAAAGUUUUACAAGGGACUGAACUAAAAUUACAACGCAACCCGUCUUCCCGCCAUCUCUCUCUCUCUCUCGAGCUUCUUGAGCUCCAGCACAGCACACAAUCACAACCCCAAUGCGCGCAUUCUCCACUCUCUCUCGUCGCUCACCCAUCACCAAUCCCUUCAAACACCCCCUUGCCCAACACCUGCUCGACGAAAUGCCUCACAGAGAUGCACAUGCACCGCGUCUCAACGCCCUCCUCUCCGCCCACGUCCGCAACAACAACCAAACCUCUGCGCUCCUGCUUUUCCUCCACAUGCAUCGUCACAACAUCCCCCUCGAUGGUUUCACCUUCAAUCCAAUCCUCUCUGCCUGCCCCGCUCUCCCCGCCGCCGGUUCCCGUCUCGGCUUCCAACUCCAUUCCUUGAUGUUCAAGCUUGGCUGCUUAUCCGAACCAAUCCCUGCCACCUCCCUCCUCAACAUGUACUCAAAAUGCGGCUUCUUUGAAGAUGCAGUCAAUGUGUUUGAUGAAAUGCCUGAGAGAGAUGUUGUCUCAUGGAAUGCCCUUCUUUCAUGCUUCAUCCAUCAUGGCCAUUCUCAGCUCACCAUCAACGCCUUCUUCUCCAUGGUACAAACCCGGAUUGAGUUCACCGGCUUCACUCUCAGUACCGUGCUCACGGCCUGUGCUUCCUCGCGCUCUCUCGCGCAAGGUCUGCAGUUACAUGCUCUCACUUUCAUUUGUGGUUAUCAUAAUUCUCUCGUCAUUGCUACUUCCCUUAUAGACUUGUAUUCAAGCUGUGGAAUGAUCACACAAGCUAUGCAAGUCUUCACUGGAUUGAAUUCCCCGAAAGACACGGCAAUGCGCAAUGCACUGAUCACCGGGCUUGUGCAGAGCCAGAAAUAUGAUGAUGCUUUCGCAUUGUUUGCACAGACAACACCGAACGCAGUGGCAUUCACUUCGGUGCUCACUGCUUGUUCCGACUCGUUGAGCUUAAAGCACGGAAAACAGAUACACUGCACGGCCCUUCGCCGGGACUUCACUUCCGAUACCAUCUUGUGCAAUGUGCUUGUGAGGAUUUACGCAAAGUGCGGCGACAUACAUUCUGCGCAUUCGACCUUUGUUAUGACCGAUAACAAAGAUGUCAUCUCAUGGACUAGCAUUAUCGACGCGUACGGGAGCCAAGGGUGUGGUUUGGAAGCUCUGAACUUGUUUACAGAGAUGGAAAAUGAAGGCAGUGUUUUGCCAAAUGCAGUGACAUUUAUAUCGGUUUUAUCGGCGUGUGGGCAUUCAGGGCUUAUCAACGAAGGCAUAAAGUAUUUUAAUGUUAUGAAGAACAAGUAUGGGAUUGAUCCUGGAGCUGAACAUUAUGCAUGUUUGAUUGAUAUGUUGGGAAAGGGAGGGAGGAUUGAAGAAGCAUGGGAAGUGUAUGGUGGAGUGGUUAAGGAAGGUAAGUUGAGUAGUGGAGUUUGUGUAGCAAUGUUGAAUGGUUGUAAGGUUUGCAUGGAUUUGGGAAGAGGUGAGAUUGUGGGAAAGCAUAUGAUGGAGUUGGGGGAGGAGGAUAAGGCUGGUGUUUAUGUAUUGUUGUCAAAUUUUUAUGCUGGAAUUGGGAGAUGGAAAGGGGCUGAGGAAGUGAGGAAGGUUAUGGAGGAUAAAGGGCUUAGGAAGGAGGAAGCUGGAAUUGGCUGAGAAACCUGGAGACUGGGAAGAAACACAGCCUACCUGUGGUCUGCGAGAAGUACCUGUGGUCCAUAAAGUAACUGGGGCCCAGCCUUUAUCUUUUGGCUAUAAAGAGGACCAUAAAGGGGCUCU
Dioscorea cayenensis subsp. rotundata (Guinea yam) is the source of this 1847-nucleotide messenger RNA. RefSeq names its product pentatricopeptide repeat-containing protein At5g66500, mitochondrial-like. The record is from RefSeq and is a predicted model, not a curated record. The coding region runs from base 171 to 1724 and encodes 517 amino acids. Gene Ontology annotation, biological process: RNA modification. NCBI's taxonomy places the organism in Eukaryota, Viridiplantae, Streptophyta, Magnoliopsida, Dioscoreales, Dioscoreaceae. The transcript is spliced from 2 exons. Gene Ontology annotation, molecular function: protein binding; RNA binding.